AACUCCAUAUUUCAUGUUUCGUGACAUACCCCCAAAGAACAGCAAUUAUGUUAGUGAGGCUGCAGGAGCGUUAAACAGCUCUUUCCCAGUUCUUUUUUUUUGUUGUUGUUGUUGUUUUUUUGCUGCCUCUCCAUGCUUUCCUUUCCUGUUUAGAGAUGAGCCUUUUUGCUGUUUGUUUGCCAUGUGCAUGGUUCUUAGGAUAUUAGAGAAAACUCACUGAGAGGCAUGGCUAUUUUUGUUAGAAGCUGAUACUUAAGACUGAGCUUGAAGUAUUGCCGCUGGAAGGCCUGAGGUUGCUCGGUGAGAGCAGGAAUCUGCAGAGGAAAGAGAAAGUUCAGAGGGGCACAAAAGAAGAACGAACAGAAUUAGAAAAAGUGGAGGAUCUCCCUCCUGCAUGUUCUCCAGCUCCUGCAAGAGCGAGCAACCCAGAGGUAUUAUCUAAGCUGCCACUGUAGAUCUUGACCUUUUUAACAGGGUAUUUCUUACCAUCAUCAUCAUGGCCGAGGUUACAGCAGAAGGACGUAUGUCUACGACCACUACAAUAACAGAUGGUAAGAAUGGAUCCGUUCCAUCAUCUAUGAGAAUGGGCAAGAAAUCAGUUACAGAAGACCUUGUGACAACAUUCAGCUCCCCAGCAGCAUGGCUUCUUGUUGUGGCUCUGAUUGUUACCUGGUCAGCAGUAGCUAUUGUAAUGUUUGACUUGGUGGAUUACAAAGCCUUUGCAGCCAGCUAUUCACAACAUUGCGAUGAUCCCUGUUUACCACCUGGAAGAUCUGUUAACAAGCUCAGCACAGAACCACUGAGAAUCAUUCAUGAGACAUUGGAAGAAUCCACUGACUGGCUUUAUGGCUUUAUUUCUUUAUUGUCUGACAUCAUAUGGAGUGACGAUGAUGACAAUGAUGAAGGUGAAGUGGAAUCUUCCGUGAUAAAAGAAAUUCAUAAAGAGAAAACAGAGAGAUAUGAAAAACGAACAACACCAAAAGUAAUACACAGAGAAAAGCCUCAAAAACAAGAAAGAAAUGAAAGGAAGGAACAUCUGAAAGUGACACACAAAGACAGAUCAGAAAAACAAGAAAAACCUGAAAAAAGGGAGAGGCAUGCAGUGAUCCAUAGAGAGAAAUCUGAAAAGCAUGAAAAAAAACCACCUUCUAAAGUAAUUCAGAAACACAAACUUGAAAGACAUGAAAGAACUGAAAAGAAACCUCCUCCCAAAGAGGAGAAGAAAGUAAAGAGCACCAAAGUGGAAACAAAAGUUAAAAAGGAAGUGAAGUAUGGAAAAGGAGAAGUAAAGAUGACUGAGAAGAUCAAGCAGACAGAGACUAAAACAACAGAAGUUGGAUUAAUAAAGGCCAAACCGAAAUUCAAGGAGGAGAAAGCUCUUCAGACUUUUACUAAAUCGGAAAAGAAAGAUCAGUAUGCAUUCUGUCGCUAUGUGAUUGACAUGUUUGCGCACGGGGAUUUUUAUCCAGGACAUAAGGAAGUGGUAUCAUCUCGUCUUCUUCUAGAACAUAGUCCAAGAAAGAAACCAGCAGCUAUUGAAGAGAGAAAGGAGGAAAAGAAAGUGAUGGAUGUAAGGAGGACUACCUCUGAAACUAAGAAGAAAGAAAAAGAAGGAAAAAAAGAGAAAGCACAAGAGAAGACAGCCACCCCUGAAAUUAAAAAAACAGAUAAAAAAGAAGCUGCUGUGACCAAAGAACUCAGAAAGCCAGCAAAAGCCCCUGCAGCUUCUCCAGCCACUAAAAAAGCAGUAGCACCAGAACACAAGAAAGAAAAAACUGUGGAAACUGCAUCUGUGGAAACGCUGAAGUCAAAAACAGUACAUGAA
Messenger RNA from Meleagris gallopavo (turkey), 1825 nucleotides. The record is from RefSeq and is a predicted model, not a curated record. NCBI's taxonomy places the organism in Eukaryota, Metazoa, Chordata, Aves, Galliformes, Phasianidae.